Molecule: messenger RNA, 945 nt
Organism: Closterium sp. Naga37s-1
Lineage: Eukaryota; Viridiplantae; Streptophyta; Zygnematophyceae; Desmidiales; Closteriaceae
Source: the annotation of a GenBank genome assembly
AUGGCGGCUGUGAAGUCUGCGGGAGUUGGUGAGAGGAGCGCCUCCCAGUCAACCUGCACUCACAGGACGGGAGGGGCACGUGAAGGGACAGCAGCACAAUCAACUCGCCUACCACCAACAUCCCUGGCUAUCCACAUGCCCUCUGCUCACCUGCACACCCCAUGGCAACCCACAUGCCCUCUGCUCACCUGCACACCCCAUAGCAACCCACAUGCCCUCUGCUCACCUGCGCACCCCAUGGCAACCCACAUGCCCUCUGCUCACCUGCACACCCCAUGGCAACCCACAUGCCCUCUGCUCACCUGCACACCCCAUGGCAACCCACAUGCCCUCUGCUCACCUGCACACCCCAUGGCAACCCACAUGCCCUCUGCUCACCUGCACACCCCAUGGCAACCCACAUGCCCUCUGCUCACCUGCACACCCCAUGGCAACCCACAUGCCCUCUGCUCACCUGCGCACCCCAUGGCAACCCACAUGCCCUCUGCUCACCUGCGCACCCCAUGGCAACCCACAUGCCCUCUGCUCACCUGCACACCCCAUGGCAACCCACAUGCCCUCUGCUCACCUGCACACCCCAUGGCAACCCACAUGCCCUCUGCUCACCUGCACACCCCAUGGCAACCCACAUGCCCUCUGCUCACCUGCACACCCCAUGGCAACCCACAUGCCCUCUGCUCACCUGCACACCCCAUGGCAACCCACAUGCCCUCUGCUCACCUGCACACCCCAUGGCAACCCACAUGCCCUCUGCUCACCUGCACACCCCAUGGCAACCCACAUGCCCUCUGCUCACUUGCACACCCCAUGGCAACCCACAUGCCCUCUGCUCACCUGCACACCCCAUGGCAAUCCACAUGCCCUUUGCUCACCUGCACGCCCGGAGGGAUGGCGGUGGUGACUUGCAGGUCCAUGGACAGUAGCAUAGCGAGCGUUACCACGUAA